CAGAGCAAACAGCGCUCAGAGAGAGACACACAGACAGAAGAGAGCAGUCACCGCUUUUCAUACUUUAGAUCAGACCUCUCCAUCAUGGGUUCGUUUCUGGCUCGCUCUCCCUUCUCCGCCGGAUAAACUUUUGGACUUACUUACGUAUCAUGGGAAUAUACCGUGGGUGCGCUCGGACCCGUGGAUUUAUACAGCCUUGAUGGAAAUCAUGUCACCGCAGCAGGGGACCAUGGGACAGAACAGGUCCGACUCUCUGACGGGAGAGAGCAAGGCGCUUCCCGACAGCAAAAAGAAGAUGAAGACCCUGGCGCAGAGACGACAGUCAGCUCCUUCACUCGUCAUCAGCAAAGCACUCACCAGAUCAAGAAGCACGUCCAGGGAAAGCUGCUUGACGCCAGUAAGCCCAGAGACUUGUCCUCUAGUCCAGGCCUUCCUGGCUGAGUGUCCAGGCCGUCUGUUCCUGGGUCACGCCCAAACACAGCUAAAGACCGGCUUGCAGAUCCAGGAGAGACACCUUUUCCUCUUCACAGACACCCUGCUCGUCACCAAGGCCAAGUCUCCUACUCAUUUCAAGGUGAAGGCUCAGGUCCGGGUUUGCGAGAUGUGGACGGCUAACUGCAUGGAGGAAGUGUGCGAAGGAAGCACGAACCCCGAGAGGAGCUUCGUGAUGGGCUGGCCCACCUGUAACUGUGUAGCCACCUUCAGCUCUGAAGAGACUAAGGACAAGUGGCUGGCGCUCGUCAACAGUCGGAUAAGUGAGGGAAAAGAGAAGGACGACCCAAAGACCAUUCCUCUGAAAAUCUUCGCAAAGGAUAUUGGAAACUGUGCAUAUGCCAAGACGCUUGCGGUCAGCAACACAGACAGCACCACUGAAGUCAUCCGCAUGGCUCUGCUGCAGUUCAGCAUAUCAGGUUGCGUUAAAGACCACCGGCUGUGGGUGAGCUCCAUUAAGGAUGACCCUCCAUAUCCACUUAUCGGCCACGAGUUUCCCUUCAGCAUCAAGAUGAGCCACAUUCGAGACGUUGGGAGCAAUUGUGGAGGACUUGGAGGAGGAGGAGGGAAGGAUGUGCUGAGUCCCACAGACUGCCCAGGGGUUCUUCUGUUGGACCAGUGUCUCCCUCCAGACACGCAGUGCCAAUUUAUACUGAAACCCAACAAGGCUGUCGUUGGGCAGACUCAACUUUUAGAGCCUGGUCAGCAGAAGUCUUUUAAGAGAAAGAGAUCUCUAAUCAAUUGGCCUUUCUGGAGAGGUUCGAGCACACAGCUGGACGGCGUGCCCCUGUCCCCAACCUUGCUCUCCGCCGCUCACGGUCGGCUGUUCGGACAGCCCUUGAGCUCCAUCUGCUCUCCAGAAAACGGCCUGCCUAAACCUGUCAUGGACAUGCUGGCAUUUCUGUACCUGGAGGGGCCAUACACCAGAGGCGUCUUCAGGCGUUCAGCUGGAGCAAAAGCCUGCCGGGAGCUCCGAGACAGGCUGGACAGUGGGAGCGAGGACGCGGAGAUCACACACCAGUCUGUGUUCGUCAUCGCUGCUGUCCUCAAGGACUUCCUGCGAAAUAUCCCAGGCAGCAUGCUGUGCGUGGACCUGUAUGACCAGUGGAUGGAAGCGAUGGAAGGAGGAGAGGAGAGGAUACCAGCUGUCCAGAGGCUCCUCCACCUCCUUCCCAGUGACAAUCUGCUGCUGCUGCGACACGUGAUCGCGGUACUCCACUGCAUACAGGGCAGUGCCGACGACAACCAGAUGAACGCCUUCAACCUGUCUGUCUGCAUUGCUCCCAGCAUGCUCUGGUCUCCGGCGCCAAGCACCCCUGAGAUGGAAGGGGAGGCCACUAAAAAGGUUUGUGAGCUUGUUCGCUUCCUAAUAGAGAACUGCAGCACCCUCCUGGGGGACGUCACAUCACUCUUCAGAACCUUCAGCCAGAAGAGCAGCAGCAGCGACCAUGGAUCUGAUGUGUCGUCCUUCCAGAUGAACGACUCGUCUUACGACAGUCUGGAGAACGAGCUGAACGAUGAUCCCGAGUCUCCCUUCCAGGAACAGCUUCCGCUUCGCGACAAAGACAAGCCGGACAGCUGCAGCCGUGACUCUGUCAUCACGCUCAGUGAUGGCGACCCCGAACCUGACCCCGAUUCUAACCUUUUGCUGCAGCUCCCGCCUCUGGCCAGACCCAGUAGGUUCAGUCCCGUGGUUCGACAGCCUCGCAUACGCCACGCCAACGGCUCGUCGCAGGGUCCUAGGAGACUGAGGAGGAGCUCAGAACCGGCCUUAGCCCUGGCUAGCAUGCCGAGUUCAAGCAUGGUGUUGGCUCAUGCUGAUAAUCGCCACCCGUCAGUGAGGAAGGCGAGCUACGAUGCUGCCAUGGAGGGGGAAGCAGAUGUGGAUGAGGUUUUUCUUGAACAGGGGCUGAACGGGCUGCAGCUGAAAGAGGAGGGAGAGGAUGGCUGUGAGAAGAGAGGAGUCAAAAUCCAGAACAGCGGGCGGAGGAAGACGAAGCAUGCCCCUCCACCGCCACUGCGACUGGAUGCCAGUUGUUCCAGUCUGUCUUCACCGGCAACCUCACCAACCGGCUCCUCCCUCAGCUCCUUAGACUCUGCUUUCUCACAGUACUCCACUGACUACGCCACAAAUGUGCCACUUCCGUUAAAUGAACCCCUUCCUCUCUCCCCCCUUUUUCCUGGACGCCCACAGCAGUCCUCAAGGAGCUCUCCCCCUCAGAGAGAAGCGCUGGCUCAUUGGCCACAAGCCACCCAACCCCCUCGAACCUGCCAAAGUGCUUCCCACUCUCAUGGCCUCCACCCUAACACGUGGCUUAAAAGGGACCGGUGCCUGACGCUAAGGCAGCCCGAUAGUGGACACACUGAGGAGGACCUGCCCGUGGUUAACGGGAAAUCCUUCUCAACCACUAACUGCUUCUCUGUCAGUGCCCAGGAGGCCAUGGUGACAAAUCAAGACUGCAGACAUAGGUCAAGCAGCCCUCCAUCUUACCAGCAGGCUCUGCUGCAGCUGCAGCGCAGCCACUCUCCUUUUUACGGUGCGACAGAGAAGCCUCUGACAGUCAAAGAUCUGAGACAGCUCCAUGACCAGACCUCUCCUAACAAACUCAAACCAAACCCAGGAGCUGAGAUCGCACAGAGGCUGGCUGAAGGUGGCUGCGUGCAGCCCCCAAAAGGUGUUUUCUUUGGACAGAGUGCCACCACUCUGGUGCUCCAAAGACAAAAGUCCCACUCUCUAACUCCUGCCAUGGACAUCCACAGAGGGAGGAAGACCCUUCCUCGCCGAGCAUCUGAGCCUGCUAAGGUCAAUGUGAACUCUAACCGUGGCCCCAGCCUUAUCUUAGACAGACUUCCUGCUUCUAAAGCCCGGCCCCAAGACGGCAGAGCGUCAGAUAACCACGCCAAGCCGCGCCUCUGCUUGUCGCCCUCUGCCACCAGGGCUGUAAGGGACUACUUUUCCUCACAAGGUCAAGAGGAUGUGGACGCCUGCCUGCAGAGGAGUCAUGAGGUCGCGCUAGCAAUUGUGCAGGGUAAGAAGGAGUGGCAGAACAGGCGGUGCAGUGACCCGCGGCUGGAGGACUUUGAGCAACUUUUUUUUGCAGAAGAAUCGUAUGUGUAAAAAGGAACUUUGGAAAGACAAACUGUACAGGGGAGACUGACUUUCAUGUGAUAUUGUAACUUGUACACAACUGUCUUUUUAUUGUAUUAUUUUUCAUAUACUCCUUUAACCUGUUGCUGACUACUGUAAUGGUACAUCAGCGGUUUAAGAUUUUUAUGAGGUACAGAUGCAGUGUCAGUGUAGCGUCUCGAACACCAAAAAUCUGGUUUCUCUGGACAAAAUGUUUCUCUCACCGCGUCCUUGUGCACCUUCCAGAUCUAUGGUUGUUUCUUUUUCAGCAUGUGAUGAAAGUCUGGAGAGCUUGUCAGCAGUAAGAAAAAGAAACGACAAAGAAAUCCUUUUUUUCAUGUUUGGGAAGCUUUCAAAAUGUUUAGAAAGCAAGCAGAGCAUCCAUUACAGCUGAUGGGAAACGAAGGCCGUGACAGUACAAACAGUAACAUUAAAAACUUGAGCAACAUUCGUGCCGCUCGUGACCGAUCGCAACCAUGAAGUGAACUAAUUCUUUUCCAGUGACUGAAGUGUUUGUCUGAGUCAGUGAGUCGGUGGGGGCAGUUUUUGUGUUCGUAUAAGCAUCCUGCAGACACACAGCACAGCGUCGUCCUCAGUAAGUCUGGUUAAUUUCUCUGACCUGGAAGGAGAAGAUAUCUGCGUGUGUGUGUGUGUGUGUGUGUGUGUGUGUGUGUGUGUAAAAGAAAGCAUUGCUGAUUGUCAGCGUGCCGCUGAAAGAGAAAUCGCAUUUAGUUUUGCUUUCAAAGCACUUAAUUAUCCUCAUCAGGACCCUUUGGGUAUCGCAAGGAGACACCUUGUUGAGCAAGUGCAUGUUGAGUUGGAUGUGCCAGUUUGUGUGUUUUGUCCAUACAUGUAUGAUCUUUUUGUUCCAGCGCUGCAGUGUUGACUCCAUAGUGACACUUAACAGUAAAUGGCCUUAUUCCACUGUCUAUUACCGUGAUGAAAAGUAUGUAAAUACAUACCCACAGAUAAUGUUAGCUAUUGUUAGUUUGCACCAGUAAUAAACAGUGUUAUCUCUUACAUAGCUUCUUCACAGGACCACACACACAGAAGUAAGGCCAUUGUCAUGUGCUGCCAUUUCAAAUGAUCUCAUAGAGUACUUUGUCCUGUAUUAUUAUUAAUAUUAUUAUCUCCUUUACAGAACUGUGUUCAGCCUGUAUAGUUCUCCAUAUUUAUGAUGCAGAUAUAUAUAUAUAUGUAUAAAUCUCUAUAUAAAUAUAUUAUCUUGUUGUUUCGUAUGUUGUGUGUGGUGUGAGGAAAUCAAAUGUGUAUUUUUGUACAUGCCAAUUCUGCUGCUGCUGUCUUUAUAGAAAGAGUAUUUGCUACCAAAUGCACCCUUUGUAUAUUGUGUACAUCUGAAUUCCAGCAGGAAUUCACAAGAACCAAAAUAUAAUUGAUUUCAAUAAAUGUUGCUCUCGUGAAACUA
This is a messenger RNA of Pundamilia nyererei, 5045 nucleotides long. RefSeq names its product rho GTPase-activating protein 20-like. NCBI's taxonomy places the organism in Eukaryota, Metazoa, Chordata, Actinopteri, Cichliformes, Cichlidae. Gene Ontology annotation, molecular function: GTPase activator activity. The transcript has 15 exons. The record is from RefSeq and is a predicted model, not a curated record. Bases 200 to 3610 code for a protein of 1136 amino acids. Gene Ontology annotation, biological process: regulation of Rho protein signal transduction; signal transduction.